Molecule: messenger RNA, 904 nt
Organism: Notothenia coriiceps (black rockcod)
Lineage: Eukaryota; Metazoa; Chordata; Actinopteri; Perciformes; Nototheniidae
Product: NACHT, LRR and PYD domains-containing protein 12-like
Exons: 3
Coding region: 73-885 (270 amino acids)
Molecular function (GO): protein binding
Source: RefSeq, a predicted model, not a curated record
CAAUGGGACUAUAAGAACAUUGAUAGUAUUGAUCAGGAGUACCCAUCCCUGGAUGUCUUCCUGGAGGGAGCCAUGAAGAAAUCACUCGAAAGUAAAAAUGGCCACCUGGACCUGUUUGUACGCUUUCUCCACGGCCUUUCUCUGGAGUCCAACCAGAGACUCUGGAGCCUGCUGGGUCACACAGACAACAGUCCAGAAAUCACCCAGAGAGCCAUCAACAACCUGAAGAAGAUGAGCAGUCAUAAAAUCUCUCCUGACAGGAGCAUCAACAUCUUCCACUGUCUGACAGAGAUGAAGGACCACUCAGUACAUCAGGAGAUCACAGAGUUCCUGAAGUCAGAGAACAGAUCAGAGGAGGAACUCUCUGAUAUCCACUGCUCAGCCCUGGCCGACAUGCUGCAGAUGUCAGAGGAGGUUCUGGAUGAGUUGGACCUGAAUAAAUACAGAACAUCAUUGGAGGGACGACUGAGACUGUUUCCAGCUGUGAGGAACUGCAGAAAGGCUGUUUUUUCUGGCUGUGUAGUCUCAGAGACUCACUGUGAAGUCAUGGCUUCAGCUCUGGAGUCUAACCCCUCCCAUCUGAGAGAGCUGGACAUGAGUUACAACACUGUGAAGGACUCAGGAGUGGGACAGCUGUGUUCUGGACUAAAGAGUUCAAACUGUAGACUGGAGACGCUGAGUCUGAGUCUCUGCAGGUUGUCAGAGAUCAGCUGUGCUUCUCUGGCCUCAGCUCUGAAGUCCAACCCCUCCCACCUGAGAGAUCUGAACCUGAGUCAGAACAAUCUGCAGGAUUCAGGAGUGAAGCUGCUGAGUGAUCUUCUGGAGAGUCCAGACUGCAGACUGGAGACUCUCAGGUCAAUUCUCCAUCUUUUACAUCUGUGCUGAGAUUAAUAUGUGAGAGAUG